Messenger RNA from Daucus carota subsp. sativus, 1392 nucleotides. RefSeq lists its product as uncharacterized. The transcript has a single exon. The record is from RefSeq and is a predicted model, not a curated record. Lineage: Eukaryota; Viridiplantae; Streptophyta; Magnoliopsida; Apiales; Apiaceae. The coding region runs from base 1 to 1392 and encodes 463 amino acids.
AUGGAGAAAGAUUGGAUUUCGAAAGAGAGGGAUUCGUUGGAGUAUGAAGUCGGGGUUGAAAAGUUUUUGAUUUGCGCCGAGCAAAACUGUAAAAAUCCUAAAAAAAUACCUUGCCCCUGCUGCAAAUGUGUCAAUUUCAAGAAAUUUCCGGUAAAAAUAAUAAGGGGUCAUCUUUACGAAAACGGUUUCAGUCUCGGGUAUAUUGAUUGGAUUUGGCACGGAGGCAAGGCUGGUAUUUCGUCUGCCGGUAGCACACUGCCCCCUCAGGAAGAGGAGCAUAAUGCAGAAGCAUUUCUUACAGCCUUUGAAGCCGCAUCGGAAGCGGUUGCUGCAUCAGAAGCGGUGGCUGCUGGUGCUUCAGAAGCUGCUGCAGUUUGUGAAGCAGCAUAUCGUAAUCCGGGGGAUAAUUCGGGGGGUGAUGAGUACGAUAAAGACUCGCAUGAUUUUAAGAGGUUUGUUGUCGAUGCUCAACAACCUUUAUUUGAGGGCAGCGACUGCACAAAAUUAGAUUCAAUGUUGAAAUUACAGAACUGGAAAGCGAGAUAUGGUGUUAGUGAUAGUGCGUUCAAUGAUCUGCUCUCGACAGUUGGCUCAUUCCUACCUCAGGAUAAUACAUUACCUGUUAACUCAUACGAAGCAAAAAAAACUCUUUCGAAUUUAGGCCUUGAGUAUACAAAAUUCCACGCGUGUCCCAAUGAAUGUGUUCUAUACAGGGGUGUAUAUGAGACUGCUUCGGAGUGUCCAAAGUGCAAGCUUUCACGCUGGAAGGUGGGUAAGGAUGGUAGAGAACGGUAUAAAGUCCCGGCAAAAGUUAUGUGGUACUUUCCGGUCAUUCCAAGAUUUAAACGGAUGUUUAAAUCUUCUUCGACAGCUGAGUUGUUGACAUGGCAUUCCACCAACCAAAGAAUUCAGGAUGGACAGAUGCGCCAUCCUGCCGACUCACCUUCUUGGCGGAAUAUCGAUUACAGGUGGCCUGCCUUCGGAAGUGAGCCAAGAAAUCUUCGACUAGCUUUGGCGGCUGAUGGUAUCAACCCACAUAACAAUGGGCUGACCAAUCGUUAUUCUUGUUGGCCGGUAACAUUGGUAACAUAUAAUCUUCCUCCGUGGUUAUGUAUGAAGAGGAAAUUUAUGAUGUUAACUAUAUUAGUCUCCGGUCCACAUGAACCAGGUAACAACAUUGAUGUGUUCUUACAACCGUUAGUUGAUGAUUUGAAAAAGCUUUGGGAAGAAGGUGAACCGAAUGUAUAUGAUGCCUUCACAAAAUCUUUUUUCACUUUAAGGGCGGCUUUGUUAUGGACGAUUAAUGAUUUCCCGGCGUAUGGUAAUUUGUCUGGCUGUGUCAACAAGGGUUAUUUGGGUUGUCCAGUUAUGGAUUGUUAUGGAUUGUUAUGA